AGGUAUUCCUCCGAUUCCUUCCACGACCUUACGCUCUCUGUUAUUCCUUUCCUCUUUCUUUCAUUCUUUGAUUUCGAAUCGGGUUUCAUCUCAUCACUUCUAUUUCCUCCCAUCUCUCUUUUUCUCGUAAUGGUUAGGGUUAGGGUUUGCGUUUGGAUUCCCUCAUAUAUGUUUACUAAUUAUUAUGAACAUCAAUCCCUCACCGUACUUUCCCAUACCUCUUUUCUGCAUUCUUCUUCUUCUUCUUCUUCUUCUUCUUCUUCUUCUUCUUCUUCUUCCUCAUCUCAUUUUCUUGUGCAUCGAAGCUUAGCUUCGAAACGAUGUGAACUCCUGCUCCAGCAUUAAGGGCAUCGACUAAAGUGUCUCUUCUAUUUGGGGACUCCUUGAUCUUCUCAUAGAUUAAAAGGAAUAAUAUGUUUGCUGACAUCGAUCUCACAUAAGUUUUGAUAAAGCACUGCUUCUGAAAAGGAACGGCCUUACUCUUAGGUUUCAUUUUGAAUUUGUAAGGUGAGGGGACAUGUCCUUGAGAAUAAAGGCAGUGGUAGAUAAAUUUGUGCAGGAGUUGAAGGAAGCUCUGGAUGCAGAUAUACAAGACAGAAUAAUGAAGGAGAGAGAGAUGCAGAGUUAUAUUGAAGAGCGUGAACGUGAAGUUGCUGAGCGUGAAGCUGCUUGGAAAGCUGAGCUUUCUCGUCGUGAGGCAGAGAUUGCCCGACAAGAAGCAAGGCUGAAGAUGGAGAAAGAGAACCUUGAAAAGGAGAAAAGUGUCCUAAUGGGAACUGCAUCAAAUCAAGAUAACCAAGACGGGGCUCUUGAAAUCACUGUAAGUGGUGAAAAGUACCGAUGCCUCAGGUUUGCGAAGGCAAAGAAAUGAGGCAUUACAGGAGGGAAGGCUUUGGAAGGAAAAACAGACUGGAUGCUCUUCUCACCGGCCAUAGCCAUUCUGCUGUUUAAUAAACGUUAUUCAUUUUAAAUGCAUUUAUUAUGUACAUGACGCUUCAUCAGAAAAUGAAAUGGAAAAUUUCCUCUGUAUGAUCCGAUUCAACGAGGAAAAGUUCAUUGAUUGAUGAGAAGAAAA
This is a messenger RNA of Vitis vinifera (wine grape), 1075 nucleotides long. RefSeq lists its product as uncharacterized. The coding region runs from base 518 to 871 and encodes 117 amino acids. The transcript has 3 exons. The record is from RefSeq and is a predicted model, not a curated record. NCBI's taxonomy places the organism in Eukaryota, Viridiplantae, Streptophyta, Magnoliopsida, Vitales, Vitaceae.